Elaeis guineensis (African oil palm) is the source of this 1094-nucleotide messenger RNA. The record is from RefSeq and is a predicted model, not a curated record. Lineage: Eukaryota; Viridiplantae; Streptophyta; Magnoliopsida; Arecales; Arecaceae.
GGUGUCGGUAUCGGCAAGCCGAUUCGGCGUCACAUUCACGCGUCAUAGCAACAAGUCUGCACGUGUCUUUCAACACCACAAACCUCUUGCAAACUCCGGUAAACGGUGAAGACGGCACCAUACGGCGAGCGGUUACUUCAUAAAAAAGGAGAAGAUAUGAUAUAGCGAGCGAAAGGCGAGGGUUUUCCAUCACCAAAAAAGAGAGGCUAGGGUUUCCGAUUCGACUACUCCUUCACUUUUUAGCUGCGAGCGAGAGAGAUGAAGAUUUAUCACAUCCCUUGCUUGGAGGAUAACUAUGCCUACCUAAUCGUGGACGAGAGCACGAUGGAGGCGGCCGCCGUCGAUCCCGUGGAGCCCAAGAAGAUCAUCGAGUCCGCCAAGGAGAUCGGCGCGGAACUUAAGCUCGUCCUCACCACUCAUCAUCACUGGGAUCAUGCUGGUGGAAACGAGGAGAUUAAAAAGCUGGUGCCAGGGAUUAAGGUCUUUGGUGGGACGAUAGACAAUGUUAAAGGGUGCACGAAUGAGGUGGAGAAUGGGGACAAGUUUACUCUGGGGGCGGAUAUUAAUAUCCUGUCCCUCCACACGCCAUGUUCUAUGAAAACAAAGUCAGUAUGGAGCAUGAUGUAGCUAUGGAGAUAGGCCUUCACUUGGUUGCGGCAUCAGUAUCUGUGUACUAAUAUUUACAAAACAAAGCAGAUGGUUUAACUAAUUGAAAAUUCAUGAGAAAGACUGAAAUGACAAGAGGUUGGUUAGAACCUUUCUUUUUAUAACAUUAUGCAACAUGGUGGAGCGGUGAGAAUGAUAGGCCAAACUUCUUUCUCCAGACCAUUAUGAGUCCCGCUCUUCUCUUUUUUAGUUUUUGUUGUUGUCACCGCUACCAGUGCUACCUCCAUCGCCAUUGCUGCCGCUGCUGCCACCUAUAUUAUAGCCACCACCUCUACUGCAACUGCCACUAUCUCCAUCAUCGCAACAUCACUGCUACUGCUGUCAACAUUACUGCUGUCGCUGCUCCUCUAUCAUUACUGCCAACACUGCUGCCACCAUCGCCAAAUGUAGGAAGAGAGGUUGGUUAUUGAGAAAUUUUGUCUACAAAA